Messenger RNA from Oncorhynchus mykiss (rainbow trout), 680 nucleotides. Its product is annotated as trypsin-3. Gene Ontology annotation, biological process: proteolysis. The record is from RefSeq and is a predicted model, not a curated record. NCBI's taxonomy places the organism in Eukaryota, Metazoa, Chordata, Actinopteri, Salmoniformes, Salmonidae. Gene Ontology annotation, molecular function: serine-type endopeptidase activity.
AUGACUUGUAGCAGUGAGCAGCAGACACCACCCAUGUGCUGGAGAUCAGGGAGCCACCACAGAAGUGGUAACCAGACUGCAGUGAUGCCUGUACAUCUGAUUAACCCUACCCUCUCUCUCCCCAGCCGCAUGCAGGUGCGUCUGGGUGAGCAUGACAUUACCGUCAACGAGGGCACUGAGCAGUUCAUCGACUCAGUAAAGGUCAUCAUGCACCCCAGUUACAACAGCCGCAACCUGGACAACAACAUCAUGCUGAUCAAGCUGAGCAGGCCCGCCUCACUGAUCAGCUAUGUGAGCACUGUGGCUCUGCCCUCCAGCUGUCUGGUCUCUGGCUGGGCCAACCUAUCCGGCAGCAGCAGCAACUACCCUGACACUCUGAGGUGUCUGGAUCUCCCCAUCCUGAGCAGCAGCAGCUGCAACAGCGCCUAUCCUGGACAGAUCACCUCCAACAUGUUCUGUGCUGGCUUCAUGAAGGGAGGCAAGGACUCUUGCCAGGGAGACUCCGGUGGCCCCGUGGUGUGCAAUGGUCAGCUGCAGGGUGUUGUGUCCUGGGGUUACGGCUGUGCCCAGAGGAACAAGCCUGGUGUCUACACCAAGGUCUGCAACUACAAAUCCUGGAUCAGCAGCACCAUGUCCUCCAACUAAUUGAUCUAGACAUAUUCUCUAAGACAGAAAUACAU